Arvicanthis niloticus (Nile rat) is the source of this 2005-nucleotide messenger RNA. RefSeq lists its product as uncharacterized. NCBI's taxonomy places the organism in Eukaryota, Metazoa, Chordata, Mammalia, Rodentia, Muridae. The record is from RefSeq and is a predicted model, not a curated record.
UCAGGUAGAUGGUGGGAUGAGGGGAGCAGGGGAGACGAGUAUGCCACUGCUGACGCCCCUCCCCCCACCUCUGUGUCCACAGGAACACCGCUUCACCUUUGACAGAGUGCUGGGCCCGGGCGCUGCUCAGGAAGCAGAGCAGGAGCUAUUGACACGUGUCCAACCCAUGCUGGCCUCUGUGGGACAAGGGUACAAUACAGUCCUCCUGCUCCAGGGCCAGAAAACAGAGGCACCCAGCUUUGUGCCUCAGGUCCUGCAGAUGUUGUUUGAGGAAGCUCUGCCUCUCUGCAGCUCUGGCCCUGCGCUUUGUACUCUCGGUCUAGUGCAGAUUAGCCGCAGUGGACAGACUCGGGACCUGCUCUCUCCAUGUAUGGAGGACCUGCCAGUACUAGAGGUGGCCCCUCUGGGCUUGGUGGUGAAAGAUGCCAGUGAAGUGGAAGUGUCUGAUGCCCAAGCUGCCUCUGAGCUGUACCUAAAGGCUGCUGGGAGUGAAGGCAGAGACUGCCCCCUGCUGCAAAUACUGGCUGGUGCCACUGCUGGUGAGGAGGUGGAGGGCUCUCUGCCUUGGAUCAUCUCCUGGCUCCUGGAGGCAAACAGCUACAGUGGAGUACUUCUUCGUUUGGACCCCCGAGGUAGCCCUCUGAGUUUGCUCCAGAAUGCUCUGUUGGGGGCCUCAAGAAAAAGGGUGCAGGUGAAUGAGGUGAAGCCCACCCUGUGGAAUCCAGGAGAGGAGAUGAGGGCGCGCAGGGCCACCCUGAAGAUGCUACGCUUAGGCCUUCUUGGCGACACCUUGACAGACGGUGGGUUGAACCGACUAGGAAGGGCACUCUGGGAACUACAGGUGGUAAAAGCCUGGGGCCCAAGAAGCCAUGCACCCAAAAGGCCUAGGGCUGAGGCUGUGAGGUCUGGACCACAGGUUGAAGGCGAACCACUGAACUACUGUAAGCAGGGAAGACACUCAGAUCAUUUGUCAGAGGCAGGAAGAAAAUUCCUAGGGUCUGGGCUCCACCUAAAGCAUCCCCUCAGGCACUGUGAGGAACAGGCCCAUCAGGCCCCAGAUGUGGCCCUGCAGUUCUUUCUGGCCCAGGCCCGGAGGCAGAGACUUCGAGAGGAACACCAGGUUUGGAUCCAAGAAGAGCUGAAACAUUUGGAGCACCAGAAGGAAGUGGCCUGUGAACAGAUCAAAGGCAUGGUGGCAGAAGAGGCUUGCAUGGAGAGAGAGAGUCAAUGGAAGGAGCAGGCAGUGCUGAAACUUCAGGUGGAAGCCCUCCAGGCAGAGCGGGACAUGGCAGAGCAGGAUCUGGUGGUCCUAUAUGACUUGUAUGUACAGGCCACCCGUGCUCGGACAUGCCACUUGCUGCAGGUAUUUCAAGCAUGGCAGGGGGUGUGGGAAGAGAAGGCCAUGGCCACAGAACAUCACCACCGCAGUUUGCUGGCUGGCAUCCUCCAAGACACCAUUGAUCUGGCCUUGAAGAACCAGGAACUCCAAGCCCAGAACCAGGAGCCUGAGCAGGGUGCAGACAGAGCUAGCCGUGCUGCAGUCCUGCCUGGAGAGAAAUCUGAUCCAGAACAUUCUGGGGCUACUUUCCUUUGUCCUCAUUCAUGAAGGCCCAGAAGGGAGAGGAAGGUGGGGCAUACCAACCAAGAUGGCUCUCAUUACAGAAACCUACCAACACUACCACUAACUGUGUCUCCUUGUACCAAAUUCUGCUAAGUGCCCAAUAGCUAGCAGUUUUUUCCUCAGCCCCCUGUGUUUGUGCCAUUUGACCCUCACUCAGAAAUAACCCAUUCUAAUAACUGUCCAAGGAGUCAGCUAAGUAGCAGAGGGAACAUUCUCUUCCUCUUGUGCUAGGGAUAGAACCCAAGGCCUCUGCACACCAAGUAUCUUCUCUAGCUUUGAACUACAGCUCUAGCCCUGCCACCUUUUCUCUUUUGAGAUAUGGUCUCAGAUAGCCCAGGCUGACCUGGAACUUGCUAUGUAACUAAGGAUGACCUUUACUUCCUG